Messenger RNA from Centruroides sculpturatus (bark scorpion), 660 nucleotides. RefSeq lists its product as uncharacterized. Gene Ontology annotation, molecular function: ATP binding. Bases 105 to 638 code for a protein of 177 amino acids. The transcript is spliced from 4 exons. Lineage: Eukaryota; Metazoa; Arthropoda; Arachnida; Scorpiones; Buthidae. The record is from RefSeq and is a predicted model, not a curated record.
UUUUCAAGAAUGUUGUCGAUGUAACAAUUUCCAAUUGUUUCAAUUGUUGAAGCGAAAUAAAGCGUUAUUUGGAAAGUAUUCGUUUGCGAAUUUCUAGUGAAAAAAUGAUGAGAGAAAGUUAUAAUAGACGUGAUGGCGCUGAACCCGACGGUCAGCAAAAUCAGAAUUAUUGGAUUAAUAAUAGUUUCUAUGACUUGCCCGCCAAUGAGUGUUUCUCCGCUUACAAAGGAGAUUCAUCAUUUGAGGUGAACAAACCUAAGAGAGAUUUAAAGAUAGGAGGAUUUAAACACUUUUUCAAAAGUGUAUUUUGUAAACUGUUGCGCUGUUGUUGCGUAAAAGGAGAAACUUCCGAUUCACCGAAGUGCGAAUUGGAGGAUUUUCAAUCUGGACUUGAACGUCUAAACAACACUAAAGACAAGUACAAAUUUCAAGAAAUUGGUGAAGGAUCUUUUGGCACAGUGUAUGUGGGUCGGUGUAAAAGUUCCGACAAAGCAAUCGCUGUCAAAGCCAUCAAGAAACGACGGUUUUUCCUAAAGCAGGUAUACAUUGUUUUCCAUAAUCUUUCUAUCUACAAACGAUACAAUGUCUGUAACGACAUUGGUAGAAUCCAAGAAUGUACUACUUUAUUUUAUCUUUGAAGUGUGUACACAUGACUGAAAA